Messenger RNA from Lotus japonicus, 2047 nucleotides. Its product is annotated as vacuolar fusion protein CCZ1 homolog B-like. The transcript has 10 exons. Bases 151 to 1737 code for a protein of 528 amino acids. Gene Ontology annotation, cellular component: Mon1-Ccz1 complex; intracellular membrane-bounded organelle. Gene Ontology annotation, biological process: vesicle-mediated transport. The record is from RefSeq and is a predicted model, not a curated record. NCBI's taxonomy places the organism in Eukaryota, Viridiplantae, Streptophyta, Magnoliopsida, Fabales, Fabaceae.
UGCUUGGGAUUGUAGAGAGAGAGAGAGAGAGAGAGAAAGGGUUGAGUUGAGUUAGGUGGGUGCAGUGCAGGAAACAGAAGAAGGAAGAAGAAGAAGUAGGAGUGAGAUUUGAGAAACAAACGCAAACCUAAACCCCUUGAAUUGAUAAAAAUGGGUUUGUCUUCAAAUUCAAACUCAAACGAAUCGACCGAAAUUUGCAUAUUCGAUUUGAGGAGAGGCCAACACGAAGGUCAGGAACUCGAUAAGAUCUUGUUCUUCUUCCCCGCGGGUUUGCCUUUCUCCAAGCAACUCUCUCUCAUUGGUCUCAGUGAAGGUCUCAUCACUUUCACCAGGAUUUUCUCUCCAGAGGCUGCUUGCGAGGUCAUCGAAGCUGAACGACAUUCUCAUGUGUUUUACGAGCCUGAACCUGAUAUAUGGAUGGUCAUGGUGGUGGAGAAAACCAAUGACACAGAACCUAUAUGGAGAGAUGACGCGUUGCGAAAACUUCUCAAGGAAAUUCACUCACUUUUUGUCAUGUUUCAUGGAUCUAUAAGAACAAUGCUGGACAAAGAACCUGCUGGAGGUCUAAUAAGACGUCAUUUGCAUUCCUUUAUCAUGGAUUAUCUGAGGGCAUGUAAAAAGCCGUCUCCGUCGGAUUAUUGCUGCUGUGGUAAUGAUUUUUUUGCGGGGAAAAAGCUCCUAUUACCUUCAUUCCGUGAUUGCUUAAAGGAAUGUGGAACUGCGCAGAUGUUGACAAUAGGUCGGGAGGCUGCCAUUGAGGUUCAGUCGCUUAUCAGUGUGCUCGAAUCCUCUGCUGGAAACACUGCCUGCUACUCUAUGAUUUUGUUUCAAGACCUGCUGGUGUCUACAACACUAUCUCCUGAUGAUACCAUAAAUUUAUUCACAUACGCUGUGCUAAGGUUGACUCCGCAUGCUCUAUCUUCUGGGGCAAGUUCUUGGUCAUACUUACGGAAAGGAAACACUGCAUCUAAUGUUGCUACGGAGUCUAACGUGGCCCAUCCAAGCACUGUGUCUGAAAGUUUUUAUGGCUCAUCUAAUAUAUCCCCUGGUAUAGAUGACCAUCAUCUUGUUGUGCGUCCCUUACAGCGUGACAAGUGGUCCAAAGGAAAAGAUGGUUAUCUUGUCACUGAUUUAUGGGGUGCAGAGGUUGGUACUUGGGUGUUUGCCACCCCAACAGUUUUGCUUCAACAGACUGGAGAGAGAAUGUAUCUCUGUGCUUAUCAGCAUAGAAGUCUUACUUUGAUGCUUCUCAUUCCUGUAUCUUCCAUACCUAAUGGGGAGCAAGGUGUGUCGGCAGUGAAGCAGCAAGUUCUAGAAAAUGCAUCACUUAAGAUAAUGAAAGUUGAAGAGAAACUAUCCAAAGGAUGGGGUGGUGAGAAUGCGUAUCAUGUCAGCGGGUACCGUUAUUUACUAGUGGAUGGUGAUAGAAAUGUAUCCAGGGCUUCUCCUGCAACAAAAGUCACAACUUUGACUAAGGAGUCCUUGUUUGCUAUGAAUAAGCUCAGACAAGAGGUUGAGUUGGAGAAAAGUUGGGCGAAGCUAGAUAGCCGUAGUAGUGAGAAAGAUCUAGAGGUGUGCAUCAGAGCAAAAAAUAAUGCCUGGGUUAUUUCUCGAGUCACUAGAGGGAAGGAGCUAUACAUUGUUCUAGAGAAAGCUAAUGAAACCCUUCUAUAUGCCUCAGAUGCUGUUGAAAAGUUUAGCAACAGGUAUUGCAGUGGAGCUUUUUCACUGGACUGAGGAAAGGAAACCCAAGUUUUUCGACUGAGGAAUGGCAUGCAUAGCUGCUUUUCUGACCUUGUUUUCCUCAAUAAGGUCCGGAAGUUUUCCACUGUUGAAUUUUCUCACCAGUAAAUUUAAGAAAGGAAGAAAGAGUUCUGUUGUGUGUACAUCUCUCUGUAUAUAUUAAGUGUAAUUUACACUCUCAAGAAUGCCGAAUCAAAUCUUGUAACCAGUAGCUAUUGAAACAAAAUUCUUAAAUUCCGUCGAUUCCCAGAGCAACUCGCCAAUGACAUGGUAUUGGUCUCUUGGAGCUUUUAUUCAAACAAAA